Molecule: messenger RNA, 1274 nt
Organism: Hypoxylon trugodes
Lineage: Eukaryota; Fungi; Ascomycota; Sordariomycetes; Xylariales; Hypoxylaceae
Exons: 3
Coding region: 354-1244 (296 amino acids)
Source: RefSeq, a predicted model, not a curated record
AGCCACCUGCAUGAAGGCUGAGGCUUGUUCGAGCUUUAAGAAAUAUCCAAAUCGGGCAAUCGAAACGAUGCUACCCUAAGCAUCUUAGUCCCCAUCCUUAAGAUGGAAAUGUGAGCAGGUUGCAUAACACUAGACCUCCUUUUGGGUUAGAACAUCUAAUGGUAACCAAUGAUAUCGUGAUAUUCCACUAACCCUCGUCAGCGCCCUAUGUUCAGCUGCGGAAUAGUAGGUGCAUCAAUUCCUCCGUUCCCGAACCCAAGACACAUCAUUGUGAGCAGGCCGCAUAAACCGCAUAGGGCAGUCCGAGGAAACCCACUCCUUUCAUCACCACGACUUCAACGUCCGCCAGCAUAAUGAUUAGUACGUAUCGGCUUGAACAUUCAACGGCUCCGCGCAUUCACCUCGCAUCAAUGCCACAAUUGGCUGAGGCGAUAAGCAGGGAAGACGACUGGACAGGGACCAACGAUGCUGCAGCACGCAGACGGGCACAGACUAGACUCAAUACAAGGGCAUACCGGAAACGCAAAGCAUUAGCGAAAAAGGCCGGAGCCGAAGUAUCCGGUGUCGUGGCCGGGUCGCUAAUCAAAUCAGAAAGUUUGGUGGAAUGCUGGAACGAUGGGCAGCAAUCCGUUUCCAUCAUCCCAGCGUCCCGUAUUAAGCGACUAUACAAUGCGAGGAAGCCCCUAUUACCGGAUAAAGUCAGCAAAGACCGGCUUAGUGUUGUCUUUCCCCUCUGUCCAGACCAUCUCAUCACACUCCUCCAGUUUAACGCGCUUCGCGCCCUGGCCGUUAAUCGCACUCUCAUAUCAGGCAUCCUAACCACGCCACUUGACUGUGGGGAGGAAACUAUUCACAUAGUCCCCUAUCCCACGAAACCAGAAUUAAUUCCUUCGACACUCUUGCCUACCACUCUUCAGCAGACGGUGCUACAUGGCGACUGGAUCGACAUGUUCCCAUGUCCCGAGGGACGAGACCGGCUAAUACAGGCCGCCGGAACUUUCGACGAGGACGAACUAUGGGCCGACUGCAUCGGUGGACUGUUUGAGGGCUUUCCGGAUGAUGAGAUCGAACGGCGCGGCAUCAUUGCGUGGUCGCCGCCGUGGGAUAUCACGGGGUGGGAGAUGUCAGAAGGGUUUCUGAAGAAAUGGGGAUGGUUGUUUAAGGAGUUUCCGGGGGCAUUAGAGGCGACGAAUCGGUGGCGGAUAGAGAGAGGUGAGGAACCAUUUGUUAGCGAUCAACCGUAGUCUGCCCCUGCUGGAAUGUUAGGCGUUUCG